GUUUCCGCGGGCACUGAGCUGUGUGCUGUGUCCUGUGUCCUGUGUCCUGGGUCCUGGGUUUUGGGUUCUAGGUUCUAGGUUGUGCUGUUGUCUGGCACGCUUUUUUUUUUAAGUAUUUACACAUGAUCUGAAAGGACGUUUUUAUUGAGAUCGUUUUUAUGUCAGGAUGCGACGUAAGCUGUUUUAAUUGACAGAGGAACGUUUACUUGGAAAUAUUUGGAAGUCGACUAACCAUGGCUGUGACCAUGAACUCAGUGGUUUCUCCUGUUCAGUCUUUGAUGCAGAUGUUUGAGGGCAAAGCCCAAGCUUUUAUCAAUGAAAUUGACAAUGUUCAUAUUGUAUGGCUUGAAGAGAUUCAACAAGAGGCCAAUCGUAUGUUCACAAGAGAUUUUAAUGCCGAGCCAGAGCUCAUGCCAAAAACGCCCUCACAGAAAAAGAAUACGCGCAGGAAACGUGUAUCUUUAGGGCGACAGGAAGAUGGCCAAGCCAGAAGAAGGUUUUCGAAAGGUCGACGCAGCAAUCUCCGUGGAUCCUCAUCAAGUGCUUUGAACUGUAUUUCUGAGGAGGAAACGGCUUCUCAGGCUUCUACCUUAAAGACAGAAAAUACUCGUCCAAAACGGGCUACUCGCAAAAAGCAAACAAAGGUCGAUGAAGAGGAAGGAAGCCAGAGUUGUCAUAGCAGCCCUAAAUCUGAGGAGAUUGUCAGUGUGAAAGCAGAGGUGAUAGAAAUCCUGGAUGAGGAUGAAGUUCAGGAUCAGAAAAGUGCAGGUGUCAAAGAGGAGAAACCCAGCAACACAGAAUCUCCCAAAAGUAUUCCUUCUCCAGCGUUAGUUGUUUCCAUUUCUCCAGCUGAGCGCCGGUCCGCUGAGUUGGCUGUGAAAGCAGUGACCUCUCCUGGACAUACAGCUGCAGAAACAGAAGUGACAGAGCAAAAUGCAAACAACAAAUCCCGCAGAAGUUCAGUGCGGCAUUCGCUCAAACUCCGUCACUCUUUGGCUGGACUGAGACACAGUAUGACCCAGGAAUCUGUCAGGCGCGCUUCACGAAGAUCCAUGCUUAAAAGAAAAGUGUCUCGCAUGGGCAAUUCUGCAUGUGGCAGCAAUGUUGAUGACUCCUGUAUGGAUUCAGUUGAUGAAGAGGCUGAGGCACUGGCAACAUCUGCACCCAUAGAGCAUGCUGCUGAUUCUGUACCUGAACAACCAGAAGAAAUCUCUGAGGAAGAAACGGCUUGUGUGAACGAGACUGUACUCCCUCCAGUUAAUCCUGUUGGACGUGUUACUCGCUCCGUUGCUGCCCAUUCUCCUAAACUGGCACCUCAACCACUAUUUGCAGUUAAAAUAAAUACUCCAGACAAGCAUCCAGUUACUGCAGAGAAGCAAACCUCUCAAUCAGGUCGCCGCUCGAGUAUUAAAAGGAAAGCUCCAGAUGUGGAAGAAAGUCCAUCAAAGAGAGCCUCCCCUCCCAAGAAGAGCCAAAGUGCAAUCAGGCCACACAUGAAAUCCUUCCUCCACACUGUUCAGAAGAAUCAGAUGUUAAUGAUGACACCAACUUCUCUUGGGCGGUCGACUGUUCUCAAGUCCUUCAUUAAACAUACCACUCCUCUAAGAAUGGAUCAAAAGACGAGCAGUAGUAUAGUGACGAAGGAACGCUACAAACUGGAAGCCCUUAAAAAGAAACAGGAGCAAGAAAUUGAAAGAAUGAAGAAGAUGGAGGAGGAGAAAAAGAAAAAACAGGAGGAACUCAAAAAAAAGAGGGAUGAACGACUGAAGCGAGUUUUUGAAGCUAAAGUCAAAGAAGAGCAAAAAGAGGAGGAGAAGAAAAAGAAGAUUGAGCAAAAGAUGGCUCAGAUUGAUGAGAAGCGUGUGGCAGAUGAAAAGAAGAAAAGGGUGGCCCUGAAACGCCAAGAGGAGUUGGAGCUUAAAAAAAAACUGGAGGAGGAGGCUAGAAAGAAGAAGCUUCAGCAGGAAGAAGAGAAGCGGCAGCAAGAAUUGGUGGCCAAAAAGAAAGCUGAGGAGGAGGAGAAGGCUCAGAAACUGGCCGAAGCCCGUCGAGCUCUGGAGCUAAAGCGAGAGCAGGAGCGAGAGAGAGAGCUGGAGAAGGAGCGAGAAAGACUGGCUGCUAUUGAAAGGGAAAGACUUGAGAGAGAGAAGGCUCUUGCACUGCAACGUGAGCUGGAGCGGGCUGCGAGAGAAAAAGAGAGGAGAGAGCUAGAGGAGAAGAGGAAGGCACUUGAGGAAAAACGGAAACUGCAGGAGCAGCAACUGAGGUUAGCAGCUGAAGAGAAAGCUGCUAAAGAAAAACAAGCUGCUGAAAAGCAGGCUGCAGCUGCUCUUAAUGUCACAGUGGAUAUUGAGAGAUCUGUAGACAAAGGAGGAGGAGCACUCAAUCAAACUUUAGAUAUUGAUCGUUCUGUAAUGAGCACACCUGUUGGCAAAGGGGCAGGAGGGGAUAGACUCAAUGUGACUGUGGAUAUUGAGAGAUCUCCUCAGUCAUACUCUAUCACUCCAAAGGGUGGGAACAAGAUUCCAUCCAAAAACCCCGAGGAUUAUGGCAUGGACCAAAACAGUGACGACUCCACAGAUGAUGAAUCUGCACCAAGAAAACCUAUUCCAUCCUGGGCUGAAGGACAUAACCUUCAGAUUUUUAUCAAGAAGCAAUAUUUCAACCCUCCAAAUUUGGAUGCCUUCUUUGGAAAAAUUGAACCACCAAAUCUUGAAAACAUCUUUUACAAGAACAAGCCCCGCUAUAUGAAACGCACCAGUUCUGCUGUGUGGCACUCACCUCCAGUUGGGGGCAAAUAGCGUCUGUAUGGUGAUAGACUUUUACUGCUGUAUAAAGUUGAUUUUUAUGUCCAAUAAAGUCUUGUUUGUUCUUUGUAGUUGUAAUGACAGUUUGAAAUAUUGUAACCUAUGUAUGAUAAUAUCAUGGACUUAUGGAGAAGGGUUAGCUGCUUUUUGUGAACCAUCAGAAUCUUUCUUGAAUCACAAGGGGUGAUGUGACAAGUUAUGGGAGAGUGCGUUGUAAAAAUGACACUGCAUCUACAAUAAGCGUGAUUUUGACUGGUUUUAGUUUCUUGGAAAAAUAAGACACAGAAAAGCAGUUGAAUAAAUUAAUUACAUUUUCA
This is a messenger RNA of Boleophthalmus pectinirostris (great blue-spotted mudskipper), 3124 nucleotides long. It is a transcript of the gene incenp, whose product is annotated as inner centromere protein. Gene Ontology annotation, cellular component: meiotic spindle midzone; midbody; kinetochore. Gene Ontology annotation, biological process: metaphase chromosome alignment; positive regulation of protein serine/threonine kinase activity; meiotic spindle midzone assembly. The transcript has 21 exons. The record is from RefSeq and is a predicted model, not a curated record. Gene Ontology annotation, molecular function: protein serine/threonine kinase activator activity. The coding region runs from base 234 to 2801 and encodes 855 amino acids. Lineage: Eukaryota; Metazoa; Chordata; Actinopteri; Gobiiformes; Gobiidae.